Molecule: messenger RNA, 348 nt
Organism: Chenopodium quinoa (quinoa)
Lineage: Eukaryota; Viridiplantae; Streptophyta; Magnoliopsida; Caryophyllales; Amaranthaceae
Product: probable DNA-directed RNA polymerase subunit delta
Exons: 1
Coding region: 1-348 (115 amino acids)
Source: RefSeq, a predicted model, not a curated record
AUGGCGGACGAUCAUGACCCUCAUUGUGUAGAGGACAUUGACGAUGAUGAGUAUGAGGACGAGUACGAGGAUGAGGACGAGGACGAUGAUGAGCCUUAUGAUGUGAAUAAGGAGGAUGAAUUGGGUGAGCCAGAGGAUCAGGCUCAAGAUGAGUUCGAGCGUAGGCUUGAAGAAUUCAAAAUUUCAGCUGAACGUGCACCGCCUAUUGAAAAUACAGCACGUGAGAUUGUUGGUGAGAACCCGACUCCUGAAACUCAUGGCCAAGGACAAGAUCAAAACAACACAGGUGGUGGAGGGGGGGAAGGCACCGGCUCAAAGAAAAAGAAGGGGUCCGACGAGAAGCUUUAA